GUAAACAGCUUGCUGUUUCUAUUUUGAAAACUAUUGUAAUAGGAAAGGCAGAAUUCUGCCAUGAAUGACUUCCAAAAGACUGUAUUCCAUGGGUAAUCACAGUAACAGCGAUUAAGGUAAUGGCACUAAUAAUUACAUCUCCGGAGACAAUAGGAAACAUGAAAUUGUACAUUUCAAGCACUUGGCGUUAUGGCCAUCAAUUGAAACGGUUUCGUCGCCAUUCUUUUAUAAAUGAAAUGUAGUAUGUUUAUAUUUUCAGUAUUUCCUAGUGAAUCAUUGCAAUUCACUCUUAAAAUUCUGAUAGAAAUACAUCAUUUGGAGCAGCGGCGGGGGAUUUGGGAGAGAUGGUAGGAAAUAUAUACUUAAGGCAGUUGAAAACUGCCAGUUCCUACCUCGCUAGGUAAAUAGGCAUCGAGCUUCCUCUUCCUACCUCACAAGCUAAUGAGCCAGUGUAUUUGCUUCAUAACCAAAGUCCGAGACGCGAGAUGGCAGUCAGAUUUCAUUCUCCUUUGAGCCAAGUCCAAACUCGCGACAAACACCAAAACUGUCUCCGGGUUAGAACAAAGGGUUUCCACCGAGACGCGCAGCCUGAUAGCCGGCCCGCGGACAAAGCGCUUUCGGAUUGGUUAACUGUGGUCCAAUCAGAAGAAUCAGCCCGCAUCUCCUAUUUACAUACAUUUUUCUGGUGACUAGGAAGAAGGCGUCCAAUCAAAAGCUACAGAUUCCAAGACUUCAUUUGAAUAUAAAGCUGACAAAUAGCCCUUCCUUGGCGGAGUUGCAGUUCGUUUAGGUGCUGUCUCAACAUGCCAGAGCCCUCUCGCUCCGCUCCAGCCCCCAAGAAAGGGUCCAAAAAGGCCAUCACCAAAGCACAGAAAAAGGAUGGCAAGAAGCGUAAGCGCGGCCGCAAGGAGAGCUACUCCAUCUACGUGUACAAGGUGCUGAAGCAGGUGCACCCCGACACCGGCAUCUCGUCCAAGGCCAUGGGCAUCAUGAACUCCUUCGUCAACGACAUCUUCGAGCGCAUCGCCAGCGAGGCGUCUCGCCUGGCGCACUACAACAAGCGCUCGACCAUCACGUCCCGCGAGGUGCAGACGGCUGUGCGCCUGCUGCUGCCUGGGGAGCUGGCCAAGCACGCAGUGUCCGAGGGCACCAAGGCGGUCACCAAGUACACCAGCUCCAAGUGAGGCGCGUCCUGGGUGCCCCCAAACCAAAGGCUCUUUUAAGAGCCACCUCCAAGCUCAGAAAAGAGCAUGCAACCUGGUCUGGUU
Perognathus longimembris pacificus (Pacific pocket mouse) is the source of this 1268-nucleotide messenger RNA. Its product is annotated as H2B.U histone 2. Gene Ontology annotation, molecular function: protein heterodimerization activity; structural constituent of chromatin; DNA binding. The transcript has a single exon. Gene Ontology annotation, cellular component: nucleosome. The record is from RefSeq and is a predicted model, not a curated record. The coding region runs from base 804 to 1184 and encodes 126 amino acids. NCBI's taxonomy places the organism in Eukaryota, Metazoa, Chordata, Mammalia, Rodentia, Heteromyidae.